AAGAAAGGAAAAAGAAGAAAAAAAUCGAGAAAGUCAAUUUUCAAUCGAGUGACAAAAAUUAUUAUAUCUAUCUAUAUUAAUUCGUAAUAAUAGUCACUUUUAUCAGUGCAAUAAAAAAUCACUGAUUUAUUGCUUUCAAUUUGCCUGAAUCAGUAUUAUCUUUUUGAAAAGUAUUUGUAGUUGAAUUAUCAUUCGAUUAUUAAAUAUCGCCACCGAGAGAUCGGAUAUUAAAUCAAUCAUAAAUUCAUGCGCACGCUUAUUGUUAAGUCCAUGCGUUUAACUGGAAUCUAGUUCGAAAAAAAAAAAAAAAAGAAGAGAAAAGAAAGAAAAAAAAAAUAAAGGAAAAAAAAGAAGAAGAAGAAGAAGAAGAAGAAAAAAGAGACAAGAAAGAAAAAAACGUGAAAGAUCCAAUAUAUGCGCUAGUAUAGAAAUUGCAGACUUCUUGAAUAAACACACCGGGUAUGUCAUCUAUUUCUUAACAACUCUUAGGUACAUAUGAUCGGUAUGAUCUUUUAGUAGUCCUCGUAUCUAUCUACCUGUCAAAUGAAGAUGUAAAUGAGAAAGAAUGAGUGUGUGAAGUUUAAAAGACUCUUUUUAACAUACGGUAAUGCAAUCGAUGCAAUUUAUCCGAUUAACUCGGAAAAUUAGGCAAAGGUAGAAAGAAACCUUUCAAGUGAUUGAGAGAGUUCUAGUAUCUAUCGGUUAAAUACAGUUAUGGCUCUUCGUAAAGUAAAAGGAAAUUUCGAACGAAUGUUCGACAAAAAUUUGACGGAUUUAGUGCGUGGCAUUAGAAAUAACAAAGAGAACGAGGCAAAAUAUAUUGCACAAUGUAUAGAAGAAAUCAAACAAGAAUUGCGCCAGGAUAAUAUUGCAGUAAAGGCAAAUGCAGUUGCUAAGUUAACAUAUUUGCAAAUGUUAGGAUAUGACAUUAGUUGGGCCGGAUUUAAUAUAAUUGAGGUCAUGUCAUCUGCCAAAUUCACUUAUAAACGUAUAGGAUAUUUAGCUGGUAGUCAAAGCUUCCAUGCAGAUACAGAGCUUUUGAUGUUGACCACAAACAUGAUACGCAAAGAUUUAAAUAGUCAAAAUCAAUAUGAUGCUGGAUUGGCUCUUAGUGGUUUAUCUUGCUUUAUAAGUCCAGAUCUGGCACGUGAUUUAGUUAAUGACAUAAUGACUUUGUUAACAUCUACAAAGCCAUAUUUACGCAAGAAAGCAGUUUUAAUGAUGUACAAGGUGUUCUUGCGAUUUCCAGAAGCAUUAAGGCCUGCUUUUCCUAGAUUGAAAGAAAAACUUGAAGAUCCAGACAGUGGCGUACAGUCUGCAGCUGUCAAUGUAGUUUGUGAGUUGGCAAGAAAGAAUCCAAAAAAUUAUUUAAGUUUGGCACCUGUUUUUUUCAAAUUAAUGACAACAUCGACUAACAAUUGGAUGCUCAUAAAAAUCAUCAAAUUGUUCUCCACUAUAACACUGAUUGAGCCGAAAAUGGGUCGGCGACUUACUCAACCACUAAUUGACCUGAUUUCAAGUACAUCUGCUAUGUCUUUGCUGUAUGAGUGCAUCAACACUGUAAUAGCUGUAUUAAUUUCUAUAUCAUCUGGUAUGCCAAAUCAUUCAGAUUCAAUACAACUGUGUGUGCAGAAAUUAAGAAUAUUAAUAGAGGAUUCGGAUCAAAAUUUAAAGUACUUGGGCUUGUUAGCAAUGUCAAAAAUAUUAAGGACACAUCCUAAAAGUGUACAAGCUCAUAAAGAUCUUAUUAUGCAAUGUCUCGAUGACAAAGAUGAAAGUAUAAGAUUGCGUGCCUUGGAUUUAUUAUAUGGAAUGGUAUCAAAAAAGAAUUUAAUGGAAAUAGUUAAAAAAUUAAUGGUGCAUAUGGACAAAGCUGAAGGCACUACAUACAGAGAUGAAUUACUUUCAAAGAUCAUACAAAUUUGUUCUCAAAAUAAUUACCAAUUUAUAACAUAUUUUGAAUGGUACAUAUCUGUAUUGGUGGAACUCACACGAAUGGAAGGCACCAAGCAUGGACCAUUAGUAGCCACUCAAUUACUUGAUGUAGCAAUCCGGGUACAAGCUAUACGUAAAUAUGCAGUUCACCAAUGUGCCUUACUGCUUGAAAAUUCAUAUCUUUUAACUGGUCAACCACGAGCUACUAUGUCUGAAGUUUUAUAUGCAGCUGCUUGGAUAUGUGGAGAAUUUUCUAGUGAACUAGAAGAUCCUUUGGCAACAUUACAAUCAAUGUUGCGAUCGCAAGCAUCCAGUUUGCCAGGACAUAUUCAAGCAGUUUAUGUGCAUAAUAUUUUAAAACUUGCUGCAGCAAUAUUAUAUAAAGCAGAGAAAGAAGGUGACAAUGAAACGAUGGAACAAAUUUUUGCAUUGAAAGAUAAAAUAGCGGCAUUUGUGUGCAGUGGUGACUUAGAAGUUCAAGAGAGAUCUAGUUCUGCAUUGGUUAUAUUUGAAUGCUUGAAAGAAAAUCCUGGCUUGGCUGAAGAAUUAAUGGAAGCCUUUGAAGGUGAACUUAAUCCUGUUGCUCCUAAAGCUCAAAGAAAGGUACCUAUACCUGAUGAUUUAGAUCUAGAUUCGUGGAUCAAUGAUCCACCCUCGGAAAGCUCUGAUUCCGAGGAUAUGGACAUGAACGAAAUCUUUGUGAAAUCAGAGAAGUCUAAUAAUUCUUUCAUGAAACGAGAAACUAACGAACCUACGGUAGAAGAACUUCAAAAGAGAAGAGAGGCUAGAAAAUUGGAACAACAAAAUAAUCCUCAUUAUUUGAAAGGAUCAUUUAAGAAUUCCACAUCAUAUCAUAAUUCAACAAAUUUUUAUGAAGACUUUGAGAACAUUCCAGUUGCUGAAUUAGACAUACCAGUGUCUCUAAAAAUAUCGAAUUAUUCUAAUUCUAGUAAAUAUCACAAUAUGAGUGUGGAUAAUAAUUACAAGAGACAUAAAAAACAUGGCAAGAAAAAGAAAUCGAAAAAAAAUAAACAAUCGGCAUCAGAAGAUGAAAGGGAAGAAGAUUAUCCUACACAAGUUAUAAAUACAGGUAUUGGUGAACUUCCACCAGGGGCAGAAAUAAGUGAUAGCGAUGAUUAUGAUAUGAUCGAUGCAAAUGAUCCACAUCGAGCUUUAAAUAUUGAUUUAGACAUGCCUUUGCGGGAGGACGAAAGAUUACCGGUUUUGGAACACAGAGUAGUAGAGAAUAGUCCAAAUCAGAAAGUUACAGAGGUAAAGACAAUAAAAAAAGAUAAGGGUCAUAGAAAAACAAAAAGAAAGAGUAAAUGUGUUCAAGAAAAACAGGCUGAUAAUCAAAUAAGUAUGACUGAUAUGUGGUUAGAAGAUAAUACUGAAGAAGCAGGUUCUUCCUCUAUUCAAGAUUACGCAGAAGUGAAUAGUAAAAAAAAUGUAGAUAUACGAAAAGAUAGUAAGAGAAAAAAAUCUAAGAGUCAGGAGAAACAUAAAAAAGUGAAGGAAGUCGAUACCAAACAUAAAAAAUCAAAAAAAUCAAAAAGUAAGAAAGAGAAGAAGUCGUCGGAUUAUGAAGAAACAGCUGGUAUAUCUACGCCCUCCAAAGAAAUAUUGCCAGAGUUAAGGAAUGACUUAGUUAUUACUGAAAAUAGUUUGAAUUCUAUUCAACCAUUGAUCGCGUAUGAUGAAUUAUCUAAGAAUAAAACUAUUUCUAUGAUGUAUGAAUUAAAGCAAAUUGCAGAUGACACUAGUAAAAUAAUUGUAUCAAUACUCAUUACUAAUAUAGGUCAAAAGCUCGUAAAAGAAAUAAGGUUCGAUAUUACGGAUACGUCAACAUUGAAAUUAAUGAAAAAUAAUGGCGAUGAAUAUGGAAUGAAAUUGCCAUUCCAACUACCUCCACAAUCCAGUAAAGAAACUCAAUUUACCAUAUUAAUAUCCGAUGUAACGUUCGCUCAAAAAUUGAGAGGGACAUUGACGUAUAUGCUUGAAAAUAUGGAAGGAACAAUCCAAGAAAAACUCGACUUUACUAUAAAUUUAUCGUGUAGUAAAUUUAUGGUUGGACAUUUGUCUCAUAAAGAUAUAUUAACGGAGUUGCUUAAAAGUGGUCAACUAGUAUCUAGAAUAAAAAAAGAAAUCGUCCCGUCUCAGGAAUUUAAUGCAGUUUUAAAUACUGUCUGUUGCAAAUGCAAUCUCACACUCGUGGAACAAAUAAAUAAUACCGCAUCUUUGUAUGGUCAUUCGUUGAAAGGACAUCAUGUGUGCCUUUUAUUAAAAUAUAAUAAAUCGACAGGUAAUUUGUUGAUCGAAGGUAAAGGUGACAAUAACUCUCUCCUGUCAGGAAUUGCGGAAGAGAUAUCAAGGCUUCUGACAUAAAAGAAAGUGUACCUAUGUUUUAAAAAAAAAAAAAAAAAAAAUCUAAUGAUUCCUAUCAUUCAUUACAGUCAUAUUCAACAAACCUUUACAUUCAGCGAAGAAAUAUUUUCCAGAAUCUGUUAUGUAUGAGAUAAUGAUUAUAGGAAACUCGCCUGCUAAUUCAUUAAUCAUUACAUAUUUUUAGAUGGAGUUCUUAUCUAAGCACUGUAUAAUUUAGAUCAUAAAAUUUGUUAAAUAUACAUACAUAUAUAAGAGUUAUACAUAUGUAUACAUAUAUACAUGGAUAAAUACAUACAAUAUACAUGUAUAUGUGGGUUAUCAGGAUUCUAAACAAACAAACAAACAAAAAAAGAAAAACAAAAAAAAAAAAAAAAGAAAAAAGAAAGAAAAGAAAAAGAAAAAAAAAAAAGAGAGAGAAACAUUUAUUCACAAAUUAAAAAGACAUCGAUACAAAAAGUAGGGAAUAAUUGAAAUAAAUUUAUAUUAUUUCGGAGUCGCCUACUUUUUGUGCUGCUGCCUCGUUUUAUAGAGUAAAUUUAUUUUAAAAAUUCGAAGAAGAGAAAAAAGAUUAAAAAAGGAAAAAAAAAAAUGGAAAGAAACAAUUUGGUAUCUUGUAAAAACUAUAAGAUAUCAUCUCUAUCGUCUAUAUUGUCAUGUUACAUCUCAUUUAUGAGAAUGUGUAUAAAUAUAAUAAUAUUAUUUAGUGGCGAUAACUAUACCAUUUCUGCAUGCGAUAUUACGUUUAUAAUAAUAUUAUAAUAUUAAUAUUUUCAUAUACAUCUAAAUCACAUCUUAAACAAUUUAUAUUAAAAUGUAAGUGAAAAGAAAAAAACAAUGUAAAUAGCUUUGUGCCUGUAAUCUAUGCUUACAAAAAUUAUUUUAUUGGUCGGAAAUCUCUCUAAAUUUGAUUUAAUAUAAUAACGAAAUGUUUCAUAUUAAUCAUCAUUUAACAUAGAAUCAGAAUGCAUGAUACAAAAGAUUUAAUAACAUCUUAGUAUUUCAUCCAAAGAAAGAUGGGGAGCCUUCCUGAAUAAAAUUAUGACUGCACUCGCGUUUUAUCAUUGCAUUUACGUAUCGUCUGCUUAUAAUAAUUGUGACUUUAUUUUCUUCGUGAUUUCAUUUUAAAUGAAAUCACGUCUCAUUGUGGACGUUGUAAAAAAAGUAACUAAAUCAUUAGAACAAUAUCGAGAAACAAGAAAAUUUAAAUAUAAUUAUGUUUGUAACGUCCCCCCUCUCAAGAACUAAUUACACGUGCAAUUAUCUAAUA
This is a messenger RNA of Vespa crabro (European hornet), 5587 nucleotides long. RefSeq names its product AP-3 complex subunit delta-1 (gene garnet). Bases 715 to 4320 code for a protein of 1201 amino acids. Lineage: Eukaryota; Metazoa; Arthropoda; Insecta; Hymenoptera; Vespidae. The transcript is spliced from 14 exons. Gene Ontology annotation, biological process: neurotransmitter receptor transport, postsynaptic endosome to lysosome; protein targeting to vacuole; anterograde synaptic vesicle transport. Gene Ontology annotation, cellular component: AP-3 adaptor complex; membrane coat; presynaptic endosome. The record is from RefSeq and is a predicted model, not a curated record.